This is a messenger RNA of Cinara cedri, 7753 nucleotides long. NCBI's taxonomy places the organism in Eukaryota, Metazoa, Arthropoda, Insecta, Hemiptera, Aphididae. The record is from the annotation of a GenBank genome assembly.
UGUAAUCAGCUGCAGGAUUUAUCGUUACAAAACAAAAAAAACCCGCAGCUGUGUAAAGUACGGCUCGUGGUGAAGCAGCUGUAUUUCCAAAAUUGACAACCUGCUCGUAUGGAUAGCUUAUCUUUUCUUUUCUUUUCUGAUAAAAACUAAACCAUUUGAAACUAAUAACUAUUACUAUUUACAUUUCAUAUUUUUGUUUGAAAUUCAAGCACAUGUAACAUGUUGCUUUUUACUUUUUAACAUUUUUUUUUAAACAGUUUUUAUUAGUUUUAUUUAUUUAAAGUAUCAUCAUAUAAAUAGGUAUAGCAAUUUUAAUUUUUAUACUUCCCUGCUCAAGUUUUUCAAAGAGUCCUAAUUCAUAAAUAAAUAUAUUUAAAAUGGAUUUUUGCCAUACUCACGAAGAGAAUAAUGAAGAAGAGAAAAGGAGUUUCCAAAGAAUAAUAAGAGCAUUUAUGUUUUACAAGUAACAAUAGCUUGUUAUUAACUUGUGUAUAUCUACUUCCCUAUUUUAUUGAUAAUGGGAAUUAUUACAAAGAGUAGCUAACCAAUAAUUAAUUUUUUUUUUUUAUAAAAUCAGCAUAUAUAUUUAUAUAAUUAAACCUCAUGCAACUUUUGUUUGGUCAAUUUGUUCUUGGUAAAAUCAAUAAAUAAACAGACAAUUUAAAUUUUAUCAAAAGUACAUGUAUUUAGGAUUUGUUCAUCUUAUAGCGAUAUUAGAUAUUUUUUAUAAAAGUACACUUAAUAAAAGUCACUCUAUUCAUGGUGGACGAUUUUCCCUAAAAAUAGAAAAUGUUUUUUUUUAUGUAUAUGCUAUGGAUAAAGUAUGUAUUACAUACUGUAUUCAUUAUCCCAAUAAAGUGAACCUAUUGAAUAAAGUAAAAAUAUUUUAAAACGUUUAUUUUGUGUAAUUUAUUUGGGGUAUUUGUAAAUUAUCUACCACUGAGAAGAUAAAAUUCAUACUUUAAUAAAAUAAUGAUUGUAGAUAAUUGUUUAUUAAGUAUUAAUAUUGAUAAAAUUUAUUAUAAUUUUCAUGUAAUUUAAUAGUUGUCAUUUCAUAAAUUAUUAUUCUUUAAUAUUAUUAUGGUUUGGUUUUUACUACUGAAAAGAAUCUGUAGGUACAAUUGAACUACUUUUCAAUUGAAGUACGUAGUACAUAAAUGGUGUCGCACUGACAUUGCCAUUUUACGAUUAUAAUUUAUUAUUGUACUUAUUUAAGGUGAAUAAUGUAUAUAUUAUGCUGUUCAUAUGGAUAAGAUAUAGAUUACCUGAGAUAAUAUGUACGCUACUCAUUAUGUACUUUUAUUCGUAACAUAUAUAUAAUACAGUCAAUGUGGUUCUGCUUGGGUAAUACAAAGUGUAAAUAAAAAAAAUUUUUUUACAUAAAGUGUGUAAAUUUAUAUGUUUAAUAGUAUACAUUUUUUUUUUAUUAUAUGUGAAUUGCUAUAUUUUUUACAAAGGAAAAAAUACAUUUUUUUCAUUACAAUUAUUGGUGCUUCAGAUUCUUCUCUCCUCAUUAUAUACCCAAACGGUCACAGUUUAUUUUGUCUACUAUCAAAGCCACACUUAAGCUACCUCUUUAUACACAUAUUGCAUAUUCUAUCUUUCCACGCUACCACUUAUCCACCUAAGCACUUUUAGCUCUGCUCAUUCUCUGUUCUAUUUUAUGCCCAUUACAACAGACGAUACAAUAUAGAUAAUCUCACAGUCACCACACUUAUAAAACUUAACUAACUAAAAAGAUUAUUUAAAUUGAUAAUAAGGUUGAAUCAAAUUCGUAUUUUCAUCAAUAUAUGAAAACAACCAAUGUAUGUAAGGUGGGAAAUCAAAUCAAGUAGAAGUUUAAGGCGAGGGUACCAAAAUCCAAAGAGUUUUAAUGAAUCCGUAGAAAAAGAAGAAUCAAAUUUGUUUUGUUAUGUGUGAUAGUCCACAUUGGCCAUAACAUGUACAAGGUGUUUAAAAAUUUAUAUUACAGUUAUUUUAACAUCUAAACAUUUUUUUUUUGGGGAGUUGGUGGUCAACUUUUAAAAUUGAAAUGGGGUAUUAUAGUAUCCAAAAUACCAAAAAUAGAUGAAGUUUUAGUUUAAAUAAAUUUUGGUGUUAAGAUGUUUGAUUUCCGUUAAACCAUUGACGAGAUUUUCUACUUUUUAGUUCGGGUAGGGUGAGAGUAUGGAACACAAUUCCAACAAAGCCGUGCUGUGCUACCACACAAGUGUAUUUGACAAAUUUAGCUAUUGACAGGAGUUUUAGGUACAAUACUUUUUGGUGCAUCUAGGGAGUACCUAGAAAUAUAAAUUAACAAAAAAAAACAAAUAAAUAUGUACAUACAUUUAUUUUAUUGUUAUAUUUUAGAUUCUAAGUGGAACAAAGAAGCUUAUGGUUUAACAAUAGUUAUUUUUUUUUUAUCUGUAAACAACUUUUCCAAAAGAAAUUUUGCUCUAAUUCACAAGUGUAGUACUUUUUUUGAAAGAAAAGUUGACUGAGGAGAUACGUAGGUCGUUUUUUUGAUUUUCUGAUAAAUUUUCCCUAUAUAUUUGAAAAACAGGUAAAAUGUACGAAUGUAUAGUAAAAUAUUAUGGCCUUUUGUUUUCCUGUGGACAACUUUUCUACCAGCAAUUUUGCUCCAAUUUAUGGUACACUUUUUCUGAAAAGAAAUUUGACUGAGAAGGCACUUAAUUUUUUUGAUUUUUCUCAGUAUAUUGAAAAAAACAGGAGAGCGGGAAAAUAGUUAAAAUAUUAUUAAAGAAAAGGUUUAAUGCAUAUUUAAUUAUCUUUCUACAAUUUACAUAUAUAUUGUUAACAAAGCAACACUAUCAACUGAAUACCACUCAGAAUCGUUUUUCGUUAGCAAUGGUUUAUUGUUGCUUACAGAUAUACAUUAAAUUUUUGUUUGUAUCUUAUCUUCCCAACUUUUCAUCUACAACAAUGACUGCACCGAAGUGCGAAGUAUGUCCGCCUCUUUUGAGGAUUGAAGUCAAAAACAAUUUUGGCUCUUUAAAUUAGUAGAUUACCCAUUUUAAAUAUAUGUCUUUAAAAUCAAAAUUACACCUUUUAAUAACUUUCUGGUAUUAUUUACAAUUAUUUUAUUAGAGUAAUACAACAUUGAACAUAUUGUCAAAUAUCUAUCCUAAUUAUAUAGUAACUCUUGGUGCAACAUAAUAGAGUAUUAGACAUGUAGCAGAUACCUACUGGAAGCAUAAAUUGGGAAAAAUUUUCCUUGUAUUUAACAGAAAACAAUUACUUUUAUAACUGAUUCAAUUUCCAGGUACUUACAAUUUAUGUGGAACUACCCACUUCAUACAAAAAUUAACUAGACAACCAUUACAUACGUAUUUUGAGUCUGUUAGAUUUAAUAUGUUAAUUUAUAACAGAAAUUAUAUAAAUUGUAUACAAUAGUCCAAUCACUAUAUUAAAAUAGUUGUACUAUAAUUUCAGCGUUCACAAUACUGUAUCUUGUCUCUUGAGAAGUUUUUUUAAGAAUGGAAAUUUAUUUUAUUUGAUUAAAUGUUUUUUUAAAAUCAAGAAUGAAUUUUUUAAGUAUGUACUUAAAGUUAUCUAAAUGAUUACUGUUUUUAUUAGUUUAUGUUUACUUGUAGGUCGUAAAAUAAUCAAAAACCUAUGUGUUUGGAAAUAAUGUAUUCAUAAAUUCAUUCAGUUUUAAGGAAUAGUAAAUACCAAUACCAAUUAUCUGAUUUAUAUUGGAAUGUGAAUACAAAAUUUCCAUUGCAUUAACUAAUGAUCAAAUUCCAAAAAUAAAAUAAAUAUUUUCUCUUUAAUCAUAGUCUGUAUCAAAAAUCAAGUAGUAUCAAUGUUUUAAGUAAAUUUAUAAUCUCACUCACUCAGGGGUUUUGCAGCUACUUCCUAUAUAGUUGGUGUUCUUUUACAAUAAUUAAGUUAGGCAAAAGGAAUAAUAUAUUAUUUCUGGAAUGUUUUCUUAAUGUUAAUGAAUGCAUUCAUCAUGGAAAUAAUUAAUGAUUCAUUACUUUUUUCAAUUCGGGAAUAUUAAUAAAAAAUACAUUUUUUAAACCCUACAAAGAGCUUAUAAUCUUUAAACAAAAGUACAACAAAUGGAAAGCUCAGUUUUAUUGAAGUUUAUAAUUCUACAUAAUAUGUGUAAUUCUUAAAUGUGAAUACUAAUAAUAAAAUAUGUUAGAUACUGAGCAUUGGUGCACAUUCAGUUUAAAACUUAGGAAUGCUAAAAUUAUUUACAAUAGGUUAUCACGGGAGGGCACCACAACCCCAACCUAUUCAACAUUUCAAAAUAAAAUUAUUUAUUACUUAUACAUUAAAAAACCAAAAUUGAAAUGAUGAGAUCCGAUUUUCAAUAAUGAAUCAUUGCGUAAUAAAAAACCAUUAAAAAGGGAUAGAUACCUUCUUAAAAAUAUGAAAACAAUUAACAAAAACUAACAUUAUAAUAUGAUAUUAAUAAUUAUUAAUAUAUUUUAUAUUUUAUCAAUACACAUUAGUAUAAUAAUAAUUAUUUAUCUCAUAUCUGAAUACUAUUUGAUUAUUAUAUUUAUGUGCUGGAUUAAUAAAAGACAUUUAGAAAAGAAAACAAUUGUAUUGAGGAAAACAGUGUUAAUAUAUCCUAUACUAAAAAAAUAGGACAAUUGUGAUGAUUUACAGAAGCAUCAUUCUAUUAAAGAUUACUUAUAAAGUUCUAUCUAAGUGUGUAUAUCAUGCAGAAAUAAACUGUGGGUAGAAACCAUUUUUAGAGAUAAUCAAGUGGGUUUUAGAAAACUGAUAUACUACAAAUAAGAUAUUUAAUUUUAAGCAAGUUUUCCAGAUAAUGUGAGAGUUUAACUACAAAGUUUUUGUUAUAUUUGUAAUAUUUAUCAAUUUUAAGAAGAUAUACAUAUUAUUGUAUACACAGAAAAUCUCUCUUGAAUAUAUAAAGACAGUUUAAACUACAUGAAAUUUUAAUUCACUAAUAUUAAUUUAUUGUUCAUGUGAUAUGCCCUACUCGGCAUAGUUUUUAACUGGAAAAAAAUAUUUCUAAUUUAUGGAAUAAAAAAAGAACUAAACAUUUAAAUUAUUAAUAGUUUUUUUUUUUUUUAUUGUUUAAAAUCUUAAAUUAUUAUUUUCAUAUCCUUAAUGUUAAAUACUGAUUAUAAACCUACUCACUAUAACAAAUAUGAAAAUAUAUUGGUGUCUAAUUGUUAUUAAACGAACUAUUGCUAAAUGUGUAAUACAUUACUACUACAUAUUUUUAUAUAAUAAAAAAAUAUGGCCUUUUUUUUAUAAUUUUUAAUGAAAAAAAUAAACCAAAUUUACUUUAAACUUUUUGUAUACAAAUAUUUUAUUUUAUUUAUUUAAAUUAACUAAAUGAUUAUGUUAUAAUUGCACUAAGUAUUAUUAAUUUUAGUUUUAAAAUAAUAGUAACAUAUUUCUUUCAGAACUCAUUCUUUGAGCAGGCUCACCAAGACUAUUCACUACUUGAGAUCAUUACCAGAACAACAUCAAAGACUUUUAACAAACUAUAGUAACAGUUUGGAGACUAUACGAAAUUGCAUAGAUUAUAACUAUAAUGUUAUAUUGGGAAUGGUUCAAGAUAGUGCAUAUCUAUUUGAAAAUCAAAAUACUCCCAGUCUGGAUGGUUGGGUAAUGAUGAAAAUUUAUUAAUUUGUCUUACUUGUGAUUCUUUAGAAACAUUUACCAAUUGGUUAUAGCAUUCAACUGAUGAGGUCAACAAGCCAAUUGAAACUGACCUAGAAAAAGUUGAAUCUACUUUAAAACAGUUGGUUCGAGAUUGGAGCAUUGAAGGUAUUGAGGAGCGUAAAACCUGUUAUAAACCUAUAAUUGAUGAAAUUUUAAAAGAGUUCCCAUUGAAAAGGUAUGUUUUAAAUAAUUUAAAAAUUGUUCAACAUUUUGUUAAACACAAAAUUGUUGUUAUAGUGUUUCAGCAUCAGACAUUAAAAUUUUGGUACCCGGUGCAGGUCUUGGAAGACUAGUCUUUGAAAUUGCAAAAUUAGGUUACACUAGUCAAGGAAAUGAGUUUUCUGUGUUCAUGUUAAUAGCAUCAAAUUUUGUAUUAAACAAGUAAUAAUUGUUUAGCCAUUAUAUUAUUAUUAAGUUGCUUUAUUUUUACUAUACUUUGUAGAUGCAGGGGUGUUAAUACUCAUGUUCUUUUCCCGUGGAUUCAUCAGUGUGACAAUAAUUUGGAAACAAAACACCAAACUCAAUGUAUUACAUUUCCUGAUAUCAAUCCAGCUAAAGAGUUUCCAGAAAAUGCAAGUAUAUCAAUGGUUGCUGGAGAUUUUUUACAAGUAUUUACUUUCUCUAUUAAAAUGUGUUGUUUUGUUACCUUGUUCUUUAUAAUAUAUUUACAUGAUUAUAGGUUUACACAAAUAAAGAUGAAUGGAAUUGCAUUGCCACUUGUUUUUUUAUCGAUUGUGCUAACAAUAUAGUUGCAUUCAUUGAAACUAUAUAUAAAAUACUUAAACCUGGUGGAAUAUGGAUCAAUUUGGGGCCAUUAUUAUAUCAUUACAGUAAUAUGUUUGAUCAAAACUCUAUUGAACCGAGUUAUGAAGUUAUAAAAGAAGUAAUUAAAGGAAUUGGUUUUCAAUUUGAAGUAAGUGUCAUUUAUGUCUAAUAACAAAUUAUAGAACAGUUAUCAAAACAUGUAUCUAUUUUUUUAGAAAGAAAUACUGAAUGUUCCCACCAAAUAUUCACAAAAUCCACAUUCUAUGCUACAAUAUGAGUAUAAAAGUGUUUAUUUUGUAUGUCGUAAACCAAAAUUUAAUUUGUCAGUUAUGUAUUCUGCUACUGAAAAUGGACUCAAUUACCCGACUGAAGAUGAAGAAGAAGAAGAAGAGAAAGACGAUGAAAUUGACACAAGAAACUUUACUAGUGAUAUUGAUGAUCACUACGCAUGAACAAUUGAACAUUCAAUUGAUAAAGACUUCAUUUUUUAAUUUUAAGUUAUUUGUGAUGAUAAUGGUAAUAUGGUAAUAAUAUAUUACAACAUUUUGGUAACCUAAAACAAAAAUAAUUUGAAUCUCAAUCGAUAAAUGUAGUUCAGGUAUAUAUCUGAAAUUGAAAUACAAAAAUUCAUUUUGUAAUUUAAAACAAUUAUUCAUUAUGUUUUUUUUCUGGUUAAUUAUAACGUAUAAGAAAUGAAUAUCUAUUAAUGAGUUGUUUAUAACAACAAUCAUGUAUAAUUUUACAACAAAAAAAAUUUAAAACAACAUUUGUUUAUAAAAUCAAAAACUGCAUUGUAAUAGUUACCCAAAAUAACUACUUUAUCUAAAGAUAGAUAUAGUUAAUAAUUUGUUUAUAUAUAUACACAUAAUUUUAUAGUAUAAGAAUUAUUUAUACAAAAACUAAUAUUUAAAUGAACUUUUAAUAAUUGUACAUUAUCAUACAAAACAAAAGUAUAACUUAAUGCAAGUAUUUAAAAAAAAAAAAAUCGGGAAUUUUAUUUUUUAUGCACAUAAAAAUAAUAAAAUAAAAAGUAUGAAAAUAUUUUAUUUUAUAAUCUAAUACAUGUAUGUAUAGAAUAAACAAAAAAUGGAGCUUAUACUUAUAUUAACUGAAAAGAAAAACAAUUAAAAUAUUAAUUAAGAAAAAUAUACUAUUUGUAUUUUGUAUGUAUAUUAUUAAAAAACAUAUCUACUUUUUCAUCUGGAUUCUGCUUUAUGUUUGGGUGGCUUAAAAAUUUUGAUUUUUUUACUUGACUUUUUUGUUGAUUCCUGAAAUGCUUUCCAACUGUUCACUCUACUUUCCCUGGACUCCUAUAUUUAUAAAUUAAAAAAAC